AUGGAUAGCGAGCAUGCCACUCGGCGGUGUCUCUCCGAGUGUCUAGGGACCAGUAUCCACAUGAGUCCUAUCGCCACUUUGCUCUUCAGUAGCUCGUCAUUGGUCAAUUCUUUGAUCGCAGGACUAUUCACAGAGUGGGAUGGAAAGGAUCCUAUGAUGUUGAAUGAGGCUACCAUGAAGCUUCUGGGCACGUUGACCACUAAUCGUGAGCCGCUUUUCAGCUCAACGCCCAAGGGUGAGCUAGGUCUUCUUCUCUGUAAGGCGGCGCUCUUGAUGGUGAAAGAAAGGGACUUCUAUGUUGCCUAUGCGCUCGUAUCGGCUAUUUGGCGAUCGCUUCAAUGCACACACGAGCAAGAGACUUCUGGCGUAUCUGUUUGUAAAGGAAGACUUGCAUACUAUAGAACCCUGGAGGCAUUUCUGAGCGCAUUCUGUUAUCUAGAACUAGACGAAUAUACUAUUGUUCCUUACUCGCUUGGUCAAUUAGCUCAAAGGCAGUGCCUACUGACGUUCACCCACUUCUUAGAGUACCUCACAGAUGGACCAAUUCAGCUCAACGAACUUAUUCAGCUGCUCCAUGUGCAGCUAUACUCAGCAGUUAUGUUCGGUCAUCUGGAUAUGUUACAUGAGUGCUAUAUCGUCACAUUGUGUUUGUACUGUUUAGUGCUGGAUCUGUUAUUGCAAUUAAAUCUAUUGUCCAUUUCAGACACGAGCCAAUCUGACAGAAGUUGCAACAAUUAUACAAGUGCAAAACUUAAGCAUCUGUAUUUACAGACAAACAAAGAUAGAAGAGUGUUUGAUGAAGAAACUGCUACAACAAUAACAGCCUUGUUAAGCGACAUUGAUGAGACGUUACGAGGACAGUCGAAGGAUAAAAGUGAGUGCUCCCAGGGGGAGACCCUUUUAAACCAAACUAGAGGGGACUGUGCAGUGAAAACCCGUGAGCUACUUGCUAACUAUAAGUCAAGUCAUGUAGCAGAAGCCAUAUAUACGUUAGAUCAAUCGCUUGAGAAUAGGCGCCCAUAUAACAUAUUUGGAACAUCCGGAAUUACUAUAGCCCAAUUAUAUAUCGGAGUCGCACUUCUGCGAAGCCUUAUUGAAAGUAGCUUCGGAAUAAGCACUCAUUUGGCAAACGCCACGUUGCGUGACAAACCUUGUAACAAGAUGUGUGAGCAAAUCUCUGAUCUCGCAUCAUUCUUUCUGCAGGUAUCUGAAGAAAUUCCUCUACACAUUGGAACCGUCUGCUCCCUCAGGCCAUGCCAAUCCCUCGAUCAACGGAUUGACAGGCCAAAGCCUGAGAGCAUACGGCCUUAUCUUGCCAUGCUCAAUCGAUGUAGCAAAGGGCUCGGCAAGGAACUACAAGUUCCUCCUCUGUUGAAUGCCUCCAUGAUCAAGUCUCUUUGUGCAGUCAUGUGCUCCUGUCUGAUGCUGCUCUUGGUUCCUGCCAAUGCGGAGUCGACAAGUAUCCAGUUGGAAAGCGUUAUAGACUCACUUAGUAUGCUCAGCACUCACUGUACGAAUGAGCUCCUGGUAAUCUACACGUCUUUGGAGAUCUUAAACGCGUUUAUCGUGUCCAAUUGCUCAACACUCCUACUGCAUGACAUUUCGGAGAGUGUAGGGGCACCAGACGAUUUCCAGCUGUCUACUUUUAAAGACACAGCCAAGCUAUCGAUAAAACGAAUAUCAUCGAGCCCAAACAGUCAGUACGAUUCUCAUCUGAAUAAGAUCUGCGACCAGGUGCCAAAGAAGAGCUUCUGUGACGACAUUGACGGGUGGGUAGAAGCCAUCGUGGACAUCAUGUAUACUAUCUCCAGGCAAUCUAUAUCGCUGACCGCGGAGCUUGUCUCUCUGCUACAACGACUCUGCAGGCGUGAAAGCCUCACGAUCUUGCGUCUUCUAUGCUCCAACGACGACAGGAGGCUCCAGAUAAUCAAAUACUUGCGGUACUUAUGGUUCUUAGCUCAGAGUUAUCGAGAUAAAGUCCUGUGCAUGCAUCAGCGUCUUCAGGGCUACAGCUACGCUGCGCACACGCUGCCACUCAUAAGCAACUCCCUUCUGCAGCGCACAAGGAGCUUUUUUCCUCUUCAGAGUGUGCUCCUCGAUCUGUAUGUGAUAAGCCUAGAAUGGUAG
Giardia duodenalis is the source of this 2127-nucleotide messenger RNA. RefSeq lists its product as uncharacterized. NCBI's taxonomy places the organism in Eukaryota, Fornicata, Diplomonadida, Hexamitidae. Bases 1 to 2127 code for a protein of 708 amino acids. The transcript has a single exon. The record is from RefSeq and is a predicted model, not a curated record.